This is a messenger RNA of Cottoperca gobio, 4878 nucleotides long. RefSeq names its product putative homeodomain transcription factor 2. The transcript has 21 exons. Gene Ontology annotation, cellular component: endoplasmic reticulum. The record is from RefSeq and is a predicted model, not a curated record. Bases 213 to 2513 code for a protein of 766 amino acids. NCBI's taxonomy places the organism in Eukaryota, Metazoa, Chordata, Actinopteri, Perciformes, Bovichtidae.
CUGAAGUUGUAUUUUUACAGUUGGAGGCUGAAAGGAAAAAGCUAAUGCUUCAAACAUCCACGAGCAGACACUGAGCAUCUCUUUCAGACAGUGGACAAGUCUGGAUAGCCCAUUGCCGUAUUAAAGCACAGUGUGUGUCUGUGCCGGGACUCGGGGCUGCCGUCGUAGUCUAAGAGUCUAAGAUGCCCUAGGCGGGGAGAAGGGAAAUGUAAAUGGCUUCCAAAGUAAAAGAUGCCGUGGUGUGGUACCAGAAAAAGAUUGGCGCCUAUGACCAACAGAUAUGGGAGAAGUCAGUGGAGCAGCGAGAAAUAAAGUUUAUUUCUCUGGGCUUGAGGAACAAGCCAAAAAAGACAGGACAUGUCAAACCAGACCUUAUAGAUGUGGACUUGGUUAGAGGUUCGGCCUUUGCCAAGGCCAAACCAGAGAGUCCGUGGACGUCCCUAACCCGGAAAGGCAUCGUCAGAGUCGUCUGCUUCCCGUUCUUUUAUCGAUGGUGGAUCCAGGUCACCUCCAGAACCAUUUUCCUCUUACUGCUGGCUCUCUAUCUGCUGCAAGCGGCAGCAACAGUCCUGUAUGUGACCAUCCCCCAGCCUCAUGGGAUACCGACCACCGAGGUGUUUGGAGCCAUCUGGCUCAUGUUGCUGCUGGGCACCGUCCACUGUCAGAUCGUCUCCACCAGGACCCCGAAACCUGCCUCCAGCAGCGGGGGGAAGAGACGCAGGAAGUUGAGGAAGGCAGCUCAGAUGGAGGUGCAUAGGGAAGGCGACGGGUCUAGCACUACCGAUAACACACAGGAGGGGGCGCCACACUCCCACUCAGCCAGCACCACAUACAGCCUGGGCACUCUCUUCCAAGAUUUCUGGCAUGAUAUCUGUAAAGCUGGAUCUAAGAAGUCCAAACUGUCCAUCGACAAGUCGACAGAGACAGACAACGGAUAUGUGUCGCUGGACGGCCGGGUGACCAAUCGCAGCAGCGAGGAGGGGCUUCAGCUCCACGAGCAGCAAUGUGAUUUGCCAAACAGAGCCGACGAGGUCUCCUGGACCUCAGUCGUCCAGCCUGCGCACAAUCACACACCCCGCAGCAAGGGACUGAUGCUGGCAAGCGGCAAUAAGGAGCCAGCAUCAGAUGAGGCGUCCAGUGAGGAGGACCCUGAAGCAUCCUACAGCGCCCUCCGCAGGGGAGUUGAAAGAAUGAACAGCGACUGUACACUCAGAAACCGCAAGAAUACACACCACUACAAGAAAAACUACGCUGUGGAGGAUGUCCCCAAGUCCGGCACCAGCUGCAGCUCCAGAUGUUCCAGUCUGAGGACUCAGGACUCAGAGAGCACGCGACACGAGUCUGAGACAGAGGACCUGAUGUGGGAAGACUUCCUGCACUGUGCCGAGUGCAGAUCGUCCUGCACCUCAGAGACAGAGGGAGAAGGAGGAGGGACUCCUGUCUGCCCCCCUGCUAAAAAGGAAUACAGAGACGAUCCUUUCCAUCAGGGUCACGCUCCCUGGCUGCACAGCUCUCACCCCGGCUUGGAGAGAGUGAGUGCCAUAGUGUGGGAGGGAAAUGAGUGUAAGAAGGCCGACAUGUCCGUCCUGGAGAUCAGCGGUAUGAUCAUGAACAGAGUGAACAUCUACACUCCUGGUAUUGGGUACCAGGUGUUUGGGAACCUGGUUUCAGUGACGCUUGGCCUCACACCUUUUGUGUACAGGCUUGCUCAGUACCGUGACUUUGAUCAGCUGAUGUCGCUCUCACCCAAUGAGCUGCUGUCUGUGGCUCUGGGGGGCGGGUCUGGAUCCGAUGCCUUGGUCAUCACCAUGGUAACACUCAGCUUCCUGGUGCGUGUUUGCCUUAUAUGGCUCUUCUUCUUCCUGCUCAGUGUCGCUGAGAGGACCUACAAACAGAGGCUACUGUUUGCCAAGCUGUUUGGUCACCUGACUUCAGCCCGCCGAGCCAGGAAGUCUGAAGUCCCACAUUUUAGACUGAAGAAAGUUCAGAACAUCAAGAUGUGGCUGUCGUUGCGCUCCUACCUCAAAAGACGAGGCCCUCAGCGUUCAGUGGAUGUGAUCGUGUCAUCUGCCUUCCUGCUCACUCUGUCUGUUGUCUUCAUCUGCUGUGCCCAGUUGCUCCACAUCCAUGAAACGUUCCUGGAGUGUCACUAUAACUGGGAGCUGGUGAUCUGGUGCUCCAGUCUGUCUCUGUUCCUGCUCAGGUUCGUCACUCUAGGCUCCGAGACCAGCAAGAAGUACAGCAACACCUCCAUACUGCUCACCGAACAGAUCAACCUGUAUCUGAAGAUGGAGAAAAAGCCAAACAAGAAAGAGGAGCUGACACUGGUGAACAAUGUCUUAAAACUGGCUACCAAACUGCUCAAGGAGUUGGAUACUCCUUUCAGGUUGUAUGGUUUGACUAUGAACCCUCUGCUCUACAACAUCACCCAGGUGGUCAUCCUGUCCGCCGUGUCGGGAGUCAUAUCUGACCUGUUAGGAUUUAACCUGAAGCUGUGGAAGAUUAAAUCGUGACAGUGAACAGAAACGGCGUGACCUUCACUCUCACUGACUGAAAGACUGAACGUCGGUCUCGACAUAUCGGAGUGCUUCACCUUCAACGUUCUCACUUUGUGCAAUUCGAAAACUAUUUAUUUACCCACUCAGUGUUUUUAUUUUGAGCUGUAGGUCGUUCCAUUUUUGCUAUAUUUUACUUGUCUACAAAAAGUGUUAGUAUUAUUAUUAUUAAGCAUAACAUAUGUUUAACAUGAUGGUUACGUUCUCAGCUGCAUUUGCAACAGUUCAGUUUUCAUUCAGCUCGUUCACGUAUUUGAAGGCAAAGUAUUGAGCUGCCGAUGGGACAACAAUUAUUUUUGUGUUUUAUUUGCUUAAACUGAAAAUUCCAUAUAUUAAGUAAAAAGUUUCAAACCGUUACGACCUUAAAGUGUGUUACAAAAAAACAGUCCAGCAACUUUGUUGGUCUCUAGUUUAACGGCAACCGGUUAAAUUUUGAUAAAUGAAUUUAUUAAAGAUGCUUCAAACCACAGUAUGUCCUCAUAAAACUACAGUUGCGGUAUUAUUUCAUAUUUGGCUGCAUUGGUGCACUGAAAUUAAAGAUACAUAUGCUGUAAUUCCUGACAUUUGAUAAAAUAACCUAAUACCUAUUCAUACCACUCAAGAGUUAUUUAAAAAAUAAUUCAUCUGCAGGUAAAGUUGUUAUUUUGCUGGCUCACCUGAGACCAUUGUUUCCGUGUUUCGUUCUUACCGGGGAGAGGUGAAAUGCCAGACGACAUCAGCGCUGCAAAAAAACAAUCAGAAAUAUGACAUUUAACAGAAACCUGACAAUCGUUUUGUUUUUUAAGGAGUUUUAAAUGUCAUGACCCAGAUCAGUGGGUUUGACAGUAUUUCUAGUAUUACAUGUGUACUGCAGGUAAUCACACGGAUUAUCUGGUUAAAAUGACUUGCUUGGACAUUGGCCUUUUCCCUGCAUGUGAAGCUAGUUAGUAAACAUAAGAUCACUUCCUUGUUUAUCUGCUUAGAUCUGAGUCACAUGUCGUUUCUGUGUAAAUGUACACAGAUGUGUCUCAGACGGGCCGCGGUCAAAUAGUCUUUUUAUUGCUUCGGAAGUAACCGAGCGAAAUUACCCGGAAGUAUCUAAGUAAGUGGCAUAGUAUCUUUUUUUGUCUCCUUUUAGCAUUUUAACCGAGUGUGACAUUUUUGCUCUAUAAUAUUGGCCAACAAGGAAACACAUAUUUUGUAUAAAUCUGAAAAUGACAACUUGUAAAUAAACUUGACGCAAAAUGACACAGAUUUAUAAGUUCCCUAAAGAUUAAACUAUCUGAUGUCUAAUCUAUAGAAAACAGUGAAUGAGUAAAAAAAAAACACUUAUUUAUUCAGCUUAUUGGAGGUCAUCUGACAAAAAGGAGGAAUCUUCUGUGUUGACCACGUGACGCCAGGAGUCGAUGAUGCAUCCUGCACACCAGAACAGCACGAGGCGUUUAGCUCCUGAACUAUCAGUUUGUGUCGGCCAACAAUAGACCGUUCCUUCAUGUCAAUUAGUUUAGAGAUUUGUAUAGAAUUUGAUAAACUCCCAGAGAUGAUUAGACGAUAGAUUCAUGUGCAUGACUUUUGACAGUGAUCAAAAGUGAAAGUCAGUUAGCCUCUCUGCCUGUCACACGUUUCUAAACACUGCAGUUAAAACAGGUCUGAACGUGAAAUGAAGAUUUGCACUUUAAAGAUAGAUUUAAAGAAUAGAAGUUACGUUUUGUUUCAACGUCAAGAGAUUUUUUUUGUACCUCACCUGCUUGACACAGUACAUGUUUGCUGUUCAAGCGAAUGCUAGCUCUGAACUUAAGAAUAUUGUAUCGACAAUUCACAAAAUCCCACUCGGUACAUGAAGUUAUCAUACCCACAGAAACCAUCUUAAAUGUGAUAAGAAUUCUGUAUUUGCCUCAGUUAACGAGUUAGCGUUUGACUAACUUUAUUUAUACAAAUAAAGUAAAGUAAUCAUCUUCAGUUUGUUUACGGGGGGAAAACCAAAGUGCUUAUUGUAAUGUUUGUUUUUGUUUGUCUCUGCUGGAAAAAAGAAUGUAUUUGCAGCAUUAUGCUUUAAAAUAUAUUUGUUUCCCUUUGGAAAUACUUUAAGUGUAUUAUUGUGUGCUUUUUGUUCAUUUGUAAAUGUUUCUCACGCUCGUUAGAAAGCAGGGGCACGUUUUACUGUGUUUUUAAAAGGAACAAAUAAGUUUGAAAUGUAUGUAUGAAGAUGAAUCUAGGUAAAGGACUCUAUGUUGUGAUUCUGUUUUCAAAGAGUCUGAAUAUUUAGAUUUUUUUUUUUGUGAACUGGUCUGUCCACAAGGUCUACAUUUUUAUAAUAAAAAUAAAUGGAUGUUGACACAUUGUU